Daucus carota subsp. sativus is the source of this 2433-nucleotide messenger RNA. Its product is annotated as U-box domain-containing protein 52. Gene Ontology annotation, biological process: protein phosphorylation. NCBI's taxonomy places the organism in Eukaryota, Viridiplantae, Streptophyta, Magnoliopsida, Apiales, Apiaceae. Bases 1 to 2433 code for a protein of 810 amino acids. The record is from RefSeq and is a predicted model, not a curated record. Gene Ontology annotation, molecular function: ATP binding; protein kinase activity. The transcript is spliced from 10 exons.
AUGUUGGGUCAUGCAGAAAGAAAUGCAGCAAAAGAUAAAUUGAUUGCAGUGGCAAUAGAUAGAGACAAAGGAAGUCAAGGUGCAAUGAAAUGGGCUGUUGAUGCCAUCUUAAGCAAAGGCCAAACUGUUCUUUUGGUUCAUGUCAAACUCAAAUCACCUGCAUCUUCCAAUUCUUCCCCUUCUCUUCCCACCUUGAGAUUCAACUCGAGCCCUGAUGUAAGUCCGUCUAGCGAAGCUAAUGUCCUGAACAACAGGGACGUGUUCCUACCUUUCCGUGUUUUUUGUACUCGUAAAGAUAUUCACUGUCAAGAUGUUGUAGUAGAAGACACUGAUGUUGUCAGAGGACUGACACAGUAUGUUACAGAUUCAGCGGUAGAGAUUUUAGUUCUUGGUGCUGGAUCGAAGGGGAGUUUUCUUAGCCGAUUCAAAGGAAAAGAUAUUCCUGGAGGUGUAUCAAAAGGUGUACCAGAUUUUUGUACUGUAUAUAUCAUCUCUAAAGGAAAGAUUUCCUCCACACGAGCUGCUUCACGGGUUGCCCCAGCUUCUUCACCACUACGUAACCAAAUAAAGUCCCAGAGUCCUAGCUCAAGAUCUGAACCAGAGCUCGUACCCAGUCCCUUAAGUUCAAAACUAGUUCGAAGGCCACCAAUGGAAAAAUUAUCUCACAGCCUUCCAGGUGAAUCAAAUUUGAGGCCAGGUGACUCAAAUUUAAGGCCAGGUGAUUCAAGUUUCAGAUCACCAUUCACUAGGAAAGGCCCAAAUGGAAGACCAUAUGAACUCUCCAAUCCAAAUAACGACAUAUCGUUCACUAGUUCUGGUAGACCUAGCACAGAACGCAUGUACUCUACAUUUGACAGUUUUGAAACGAAUUCAACUCCAAGGCUUUCGAACUUUUCAAACUUCUCAGACCUAGACCAAGGGCUUGAAACAUAUGGAAGAAGAUCAGUGGAUGGUACAAGAUCAAAUGGAAGAACAUCGGUGAAUGGAAGGAUAUCUGUGGACACGUUCACACCAACUGAACGCUCUUAUGCCUCCGUUGAGAGUGAUAUUAAUGGGUCUUUAUCGCCACCAGCAGAUGAUCUGGAUGCGGAGAUGAGAAGGCUCAAGUUGGAGCUCAAACAGACAAUGGACAUGUACAGUACAGCUUGUAAAGAAGCACUAUCCGCCAAGCAGAAGGCAAUGGAGCUCCAGCGGUGGAAAAAGGAAGAAGAACAGAGACUAGAAGAGGCACGAAUUGCUGAGGAAACUGCAUUGGCACUUGCUGAGAGAGAAAAGGCCAGGUCUAAGGCAGCUAUUGAGCACGCUGAAGCUGCUCGGAGGCUUGCAGAGAGUGAAGCUCAAAAGAGAAUCAAUGCAGAAAAGAAAGCAUUACAGCAUGAAGAGAGGAACAAGACGCCAACUUCAAUGGCACAAUCAGAAAGGUACAGAAAGUACACAAUUGAUGAGAUUGAACAAGCCACUGAAUUCUUUGCCAAAUCUCGUAAGAUUGGUGAAGGUGGCUAUGGGCCAGUAUUUAAAUGUCGUUUGGACCACACGGCUGUUGCUGUAAAGGUUCUACGCCCUGAUGCCGCUCAAGGAAGAUCACAGUUUCAACAAGAGGUUGAAAUUCUGAGCUGCAUACGGCAUCCUAAUAUGGUUCUACUCCUAGGAGCUUGCCCUGAGUACGGGUGCUUAGUUUAUGAGUACAUGUCAAAUGGAAGUUUAGAAGACCGUCUUCUUCAGAAAGGAAACUCAAAACCACUCUCUUGGCAACACAGGUUCCGGAUUGCAGCUGAAAUUGCAACAGGCCUCCUUUUUCUCCACCAGACAAAACCAGAACCACUAGUGCAUCGCGACCUAAAACCUGGAAACAUAUUGCUGGACCGCAACUUUGUCAGCAAAAUUAGCGAUGUUGGAUUGGCCAGGCUUGUCCCUUCAACAGUUACAGAUGAUGUCACUCAGUAUCGCAUGACAUCUACAGCUGGAACAUUUUGCUAUAUCGAUCCAGAGUAUCAGCAAACAGGCAUGCUCGGUGUCAAGUCUGACGUAUACUCUUUAGGAAUAAUGUACUUGCAGCUAAUUACUGCCAAGUCACCUAUGGGGAUAACUCACAUUGUUGAAAAUGCUAUUGAAAAGGGAACUUUCUCUGAGAUUCUUGAUCCAUCUGUGCCCGAUUGGCCUAUCGAGGAGGCCUUAAGCUUCGCCAAGAUAUCUCUUCAGUGUGCUGAGUUACGGAGGAAAGACAGACCUGAUCUUGGCUCAGUCAUCUUGCCAGAGCUUGAGAGAUUGCGGGAAUUUGCUGAAGACAACAUGACAGAUGCAAUGCUGUAUGGUACAGGUCCUUCACCAACAUACAGUCAAGCCACCAUGUCUCAAGCGAGUUAUCCACAAUCAGGCUUUAGCUCCACAGGGAAUUCAGCUGCGGCCCUUGAUACAGCACCCGACGGAGGCUAG